Messenger RNA from Fusarium redolens, 1388 nucleotides. RefSeq names its product V0 complex, c/d subunit of ATPase. The transcript has 4 exons. The record is from RefSeq and is a predicted model, not a curated record. Gene Ontology annotation, biological process: vacuolar acidification; proton transmembrane transport; vacuolar transport. The coding region runs from base 162 to 1256 and encodes 364 amino acids. Gene Ontology annotation, molecular function: proton-transporting ATPase activity, rotational mechanism. Gene Ontology annotation, cellular component: fungal-type vacuole membrane; vacuolar proton-transporting V-type ATPase complex; proton-transporting V-type ATPase, V0 domain. NCBI's taxonomy places the organism in Eukaryota, Fungi, Ascomycota, Sordariomycetes, Hypocreales, Nectriaceae.
AGAUGUCUGGGCAAGCUUGCGUCGCAGGCUGAGGUUUGUUAGGCGGCCAACUUAAACAAUCCAGUUAAUUCAUCGCCUCGGCCACGAAGACGCCCUAUUAUUCUCAAGACCUCAAAUACGAUAGAUCAAGGCCGAACGAAUUACUACGAACGAGAAUCAAGAUGGAGGGUCUUCUCUACAACGUCAACGGCGGCUACGUCGAAGGUAUUGUCCGAGGCUACCGCAACGGUCUUCUCACAGGCGCUGCCUACAAUAACUUGACUCAAUGCGAGACGAUCGAUGAUCUCAAGCUUCAGCUUGGUCCUUCCUACGGUGACUUCCUCGCUUCCCUACCACCUAACCCCUCGACUUCAGCCCUCGCAGCCAAGACGACCGACAAGCUCAUCUCAGAAUUCCGAUAUGUGCGCGCUCAAGCUGUCGGCUCCCUUGCUACCUUUAUGGACUACGUCACCUACGGCUACAUGAUCGACAACGUCGCCCUUCUCAUCACAGGGACCCUUCAUGAGCGGGAUACUCGUGAGCUUCUUGAGCGAUGCCAUCCUCUGGGAUGGUUCGAGACCAUGCCUGUUCUCUGCGUUGCUACAAACAUCGAGGAACUUUACAACAGUGUGCUUAUCGAAACCCCUCUCGCCCCAUACUUCAAGGGCAGCCUUAGCCACCAGGAUCUCGACGAGUUGAAUAUCGAGAUUGUCCGAAACACACUCUACAAGAACUACCUUGAGGACUUUUACAACUUUGUCAAUACCCACCCUGAGAUGGCUGGAACACCUACUGCUGAGGUCAUGUCUGAGAUUCUCGAGUUCGAGGCUGACCGCCGAGCCAUCAACAUCACACUCAACUCUUUCGGCACAGAUCUUUCCAAGCAAGACCGUAACAAGCUCUACCCCAACUUCGGCAAGUUGUACCCUGAAGGAACUCUCAUGCUCUCUCGAGCUGAGGACCCUGAAGGUGUUCGCCUGGCUGUUGAUGGUGUUCAUGACUACAAGUCUUUCUUUGAUGCCAUCUCAGUUGGCGGCGGUCCCUCAGGGCCUGGAAACAUGGGCGGAGGCGCUGGCGAGACCAAGACCCUGGAGGAUAUGUUCUACCAGAAGGAGAUGGAGAUUUCCAAGAACGCUUUCACCAGGCAGUUCACUCACGCCAUUGUCUACGCUUGGGUGAAGCUCCGAGAACAGGAAAUCCGCAACAUUACCUGGAUUGCCGAAUGCAUAGCUCAGAACCAGAAAGAGCGCAUCGGCAACUACAUCAGCGUCUUUUAAAUCGAGUAUGAGUAUUGGCAUCGUUUUCAUUUUUAGCAGGAUUUUGUGUAGUAUAGCAGCAACUGAGCUCGUAAUGGCACGGAUUAGUUCCCACACUGGCGCAAAGGACAGAUAGGUAGAUGCAAAAGGCGG